Schizosaccharomyces osmophilus is the source of this 1275-nucleotide messenger RNA. RefSeq lists its product as uncharacterized. Bases 1 to 1275 code for a protein of 424 amino acids. The record is from RefSeq and is a predicted model, not a curated record. Lineage: Eukaryota; Fungi; Ascomycota; Schizosaccharomycetes; Schizosaccharomycetales; Schizosaccharomycetaceae. The transcript has a single exon.
AUGGAUCUUUUUCCAGGAAGAAGUUGGCUGUUAUGGCUGGUUUCUCUCUAUUGCAUCUUGCAGGUGAGUAGUGCUCGAUUUGGUGUCUACAUUCCUGAACAUAGACAGUAUCAUAUCAGCAUUGAAUGUGAAAAUGUAGAACUGCGUGACAAUAAUACAAACGCUUUCUUUUCUUAUUAUUAUAUUGCUGGAGAUGAAAAUCCAACGGCUACGACAUAUUUUAAUGCAAAGGAUUCGGAGUGUGCUUUGGGCUCCUUAGGAGAAACGGAAUCUCUAUCUGAGCUUUUCUCGCAGCUUGAUGUAGACAGCUUUGAAACUUUUAUUUAUAUUCCUCCGGAGAAGCGACAUGAGUUGACUGGGGCAUUCAACUGCAACAAAAGUUCGGUGGUAAACAGUAUAGUUUCGCGCGAUACUAAUUACCAGGAUUUUCAGUUGAAGAUAAAUGACUCGGGUCUUUAUUGUACUGCUACGAGACCGUUGACAAGCUUGGGUUCUGCUGCUGGUUCUAAUGUUUACUUCAGUGAUCAUAAUUAUGAUAUUGAUGAGUAUGAGUCUUUUUCGAAUAACUUUGAUUUCACUUCAUUAAUUGUUACACCUUUCUUAUUACUCCCAGCUUGUAUUUGGAUCUACGCACUCCUGUCCCAACCAGCAAAAGUACUGCCUAUUCAGUAUGGGUUAUUAAUACAUAUUGUUGCUAUAGCAAUUGGUAUCACUUUAGAUAUUAGUAUUCCUUAUAUCUACAACAACUUCGAUUACCCAAUUGAGGUUUUUAUUCGUCGUCUACUUCUUUUACUUGCCUCUUUUGGUAUUGGGGUUUGGCGACCUGUUCAAUUCAAGCUCUUUUUCAUGAUUGCCGGUGUGUUUUCUUUUUUACUUUCCUUCAGUAUUCUUAUUGCAGUGAGUGAUACCUUCGGUAUUCUUUCUGCAGCGAUUGGUAUUGAACCUGUUGUAUUCCUUAAUGAAUGGCUAAAUAGAUCCGUUUCCAACAUUGUUUGGUUGUCUUCAAUUUUUGCACUUUAUAAGGAACAGGAUCAAUUAAAUACCAAAUCUUCAUGCUUUGCGAAGGUUUGUAAACGUUCCCUGAUUUACUGCAUUGCUGUUUUUAUUUUUUGUUCCUUGUCAUCUCCGGUAGACUGCUUCGGUGACAGCAUUUUCCGUGAUUACGGUUUCGUGUAUUGGCCCCUUCGCUAUAUCAUUGAAAUCAUCAUUCCUUGCUAUAUUUGGUAUCCCUCCCAAAAUGAGCAACUUGCUUACACAGCAAGUGUGGAAAUCUAA